Molecule: messenger RNA, 2327 nt
Organism: Dermatophagoides pteronyssinus (European house dust mite)
Lineage: Eukaryota; Metazoa; Arthropoda; Arachnida; Sarcoptiformes; Pyroglyphidae
Product: amidophosphoribosyltransferase-like
Biological process (GO): purine nucleobase biosynthetic process
Molecular function (GO): amidophosphoribosyltransferase activity
Source: RefSeq, a predicted model, not a curated record
UACUGGUAUUAUUUAUUCGAAUCGAAUGAUCCAUCAAAUCGCUUUUUUCGCUCUUUCUCUCUCUCUACAUAUAACAGUUAUAAUCAAUAAAAUUGUGAUGAGAUUUAAAUCUAAAUGAUUUGGAAAAUCUAAAUAUAUAGAACAGUUGAAAAUUUUCGAAACCCACGUUUUUUUCUUCUUCUUCUUCGUCGGUGUAACUUUUUUUUUACAAAUCAAAAAAGAAAAAAAAUUCUUAUCGUUGAUGUUGUAGUUGUUGACCCACCUUCAUCGUGUGUGGAUCAUCCAAAGAAAAAAGAAAUAUUCAUAUUCAUUUGUGGAUUGUGGGUUUUGUGUGUGUGUUUGUUUGUUUGUUUUUCAAAUUUGAUACCGAUUCCGAUCACUGUGUUCAUUUAAUUUUUGUUUUGUUUUUAAAAAUUAAUUAACAAUAAUAAAAAUAUACUAAAAAAUGUGCUCGAAAAAAGGUCACGUUAAUCUAUUGUUUGAUAUUGAUAAUGAUAAUAUCGAUAAUGAUCAUCUUGAACAAUUACAAGAUAAAUGUGGUGUUUUUGCUUGUAUUGCCAAUGGUGAUUGGCCAACUAAUCUUGAUGUUGCCCAUAUUAUAUGUCUUGGUUUAAUUGGUCUUCAACACAGAGGUCAAGAAUCGGCUGGUAUAAUCACUUGUAAAUGGACACAUGAACCAUUGGCAAUUCAUCGUGGUAUUGGUCUUGUAUCACAGAUAUUCAAUGAAUCUGUAAUGAUGAGUUUAAAAGGUAAUCUUGGUAUUGGUCAUACAAGAUAUUCAACAAUGGGUGGUGCUGAUAAUGUACAAUUAGUACAACCAUUUAUGGUACAUGCUAGUUAUGGUACAAUUGCCGUUGCACAUAAUGGUGAAUUGGUUAAUUCGAAUCGUUUACGUGAACGAAUCUUAGCGAAUGGUGUUGGUCUUUCAACAGGUAGUGAUAGUGAACUUAUAACACAAGCAUUAUCGAUGGAACCACCGGAACAAUUUAAACAAGAGUAUUUAAUGCAUAAAUAUAAGAUGCCAAACCGUAUAUCAUCACCACAGAUAUCGAUGACAAAUGGCAAUUCUGAACAUAUAAUAGAUAAUAGUGAUACGGAAAGUAUUGAUUCGAAAGCAUCAAUGUAUCAGAGUAAAUUUUCUACACAAUUCUCACAUGAUAGUGAUAAAGAGGCAAAUUUUGUGGCCCGAAUUUUACAUCUUAUGUCGUUAACACCAUUAUCAUAUUCAUUGACAAUAUUGUUUGAUGAAUGUAUCUAUGCUAUACGUGAUCCAUUUGGUAAUCGACCAUUAUGUUUAGGUGCAUUAGUACCACCAAAUACACCAUUGGGUAAAAUUGAAAAUUUCGACAAUGUUGAUGGUUGGGUUGUUUCAUCCGAAUCAUGUUCAUUUCCAUCGGUUUGUGCACGUAUUGUACGUGAUGUAAUGCCCGGAGAAAUUGUUAAAUUGGAACAACAUAAACCACCACAAACAUUGGCCAUUGUACCUAGGCCAGAUAAUGCACCACCUGCUUUUUGCAUAUUUGAAUAUGUUUAUUUUGCAAGACCUGAUUCAAUGAUGGAAGGACAGAUGGUAUAUUCGGUACGAAAAAAAUGUGGUCAACAAUUGGCUAUAGAAGCACCGGUCGUUCGUGUUAACAAUGAUAAUUCUGAUUUGAUUGUUGCAGCCGUACCUGAAUCUUCUAUUCCGGCGGCAUUAGGUUAUUCGCAAGAAGCUAAACUUCCAUAUGUAGAAGUUUUCUGCAAAAAUCGUUAUGUUGGUCGUUCAUUUAUUCAACCAUCAAUGCGAUUACGACGAUUAGCUGUAGCCAAAAAAUUCGGUCCAUUAUCAUUGAAUUUUAUUGGUAAAUCAAUCAUAUUGAUCGAUGAUUCAAUUGUACGUGGUACAACCAUUGGACAAUUGAUUCGAUUACUCAAAGAUGCUGGUGCCAAAGAAGUACAUAUACGUAUUGCAUCACCAGCAUUACAUUUUCCUUGCUAUAUGGGCAUCAAUAUACCGACAAAAGAUGAAUUGAUUGCCAAUCAUUUUCAAGCAGAUCAAUUGGCACAACAACUUGGCGCAGCAUCACUUGUAUAUCUAUCGGUAGAUGGAUUAAAAAAAUCUGUACAAACCGGAAUUAAAGAUCAUAUUUUAAUGAAUAAUCCAAACAAAACAAUCAGCAAAGAAGAAUUACGUAAUCAAAUUGGCCAUUGUACUGCAUGUUUAACCGGACAAUAUCCUGUUAAACUUAGUUUUUGAAUGAAAAUCAAUGAUUUAUUAUUAUUAUUAUUAUUAUCAUUUUUUGUUUUUUGUCUUUCCGAUGAUGAUUGUACGAUUUCGAGGUUUAUUC